AGUUUUGGACGGAGAACUUAUUUCCGGCCAGUGAUCGGGUCACUCGGGUAAUUUUCGUGCGAAAAACAUAAACCCCACUAAAACCCCCCUGGUGUUGCCUUUGCUUACCUUCUCGAAAGCCCUAGUCCAAUUUCUUCUCCCCUUCCUAUUGCAAUGGCUUCUCGCUUUCGCUCUCUCUCCAAACCUUCUUUGACCCUCCUCAAAUCCACCCUCACCAAACCCGUCCCCAAGCCCAAGCCCAAGCCCAACCCCUCUCCGUCCUUCCUCACUCCACGCUCUUCCCCGCCGCUCUCCAGGCAAACCGUUCUGUCCCUGUCAUUUGCUCAAAUGGGUGCUCUUCAGUCCCUUCUCCCUCUUCACUCAGCCGUGUCUUCAGCUCGUCUGACGUCGUGCCUUGGGAUUGAUUCAGUGAGCUCAAGAUCGUUGUCUCAGGAGAUGUGGAAGAGUUGGGAGGCUGCUGAAAUUACUCUAUAUCGGGGUCGAUAUACUAUGUUUCAAUGGAUGCAAAAGCUUUUCAUUGGGAUAACCUGUUCUCAAAAUGCUCUUGAAUUGAAUUCCAGCAGCCGUGAUUUGAAGCUCGAUUCCAAGGGGAAGCCCAUGAAAGUGAAGAUGAGUGUCCCACUGGCAGCUGCAUGAUUUGAAUUUGUUGCUAAAACUUCCUUAUCAUGUACUCUCUUUCUUAUUACUAGUUGUGUUGGAACCAUUCAUAGGGCAAGGCUUUUUAAUCAGGGCAAGUGUACCACUGAGAAUCCAAUUUCAUAUAAAGCAGAUACUAUGGGCCAAAAAGCUGCCCUCUACAAACAAUAAAGACGAACUAUAUGCAAUUUGUUUUUUUGUUUUU
Malania oleifera is the source of this 841-nucleotide messenger RNA. RefSeq names its product protein NONRESPONDING TO OXYLIPINS 2, mitochondrial. The coding region runs from base 154 to 636 and encodes 160 amino acids. NCBI's taxonomy places the organism in Eukaryota, Viridiplantae, Streptophyta, Magnoliopsida, Santalales, Ximeniaceae. The record is from RefSeq and is a predicted model, not a curated record. The transcript has 3 exons.